Camelina sativa (false flax) is the source of this 1921-nucleotide messenger RNA. Its product is annotated as berberine bridge enzyme-like 21. Lineage: Eukaryota; Viridiplantae; Streptophyta; Magnoliopsida; Brassicales; Brassicaceae. The record is from RefSeq and is a predicted model, not a curated record. Gene Ontology annotation, molecular function: FAD binding; oxidoreductase activity.
CAGAGAAGCAGCAACGAAUCUCUCUCUCUCUCUCUCUCUCUCUCUCUCUCUCUCUCAUUACAAGGAUGAUGAUGAUUAAAGAACAAACCUUUGUCUCUGUCCUUUUUAUUGUCCUCUUCCUCGUAACUCUCCCUUUGUCCAUGUUCGCUGCACCUCCGUCGUCUGACUCAAUCUACGAAUCAUUCGUUCAAUGUUUCUCCGACAAGACGAAAUCCCCACAAACCCAAAUCACUGACAAUGUCUUCUCUCAAACAAACCCUUCUUACUCCUCCGUCCUCCGUGCUUACAUCCGCAAUGCGAGAUUCAACACUUCCUCUACUCCCAAACCCACCAUCAUCGUCACGCCUCGCUCCGAGAGCCACGUCAGCGCCGCCGUCGUUUGCUCAAAAUCCUUAAACUUCCUCGUCAAAAUCCGAAGCGGCGGCCAUGAUUACGAAGGUCUCUCUUACAUCUCUGAUAAACCCUUUUUCAUCCUCGACAUGUCGAAUCUUCGUGACGUCUCCGUCGACAUCGCCGAUCAGUCUGCGUGGAUCUCCGCCGGAGCCACUCUCGGAGAAGUUUAUUACGGGAUUUGGCAGAAAAGCAAAGUCCAUGGCUUUCCCGCCGGAGUUUGUCCCACGGUUGGUGUCGGUGGGCAUUUAAGCGGCGCUGGUUACGGUAACAUGGUGAGAAAAUUUGGGUUAUCUGUGGAUUACGUUGAGGAUGCUAAGCUCGUAGAUGUCAAAGGUCAGAUUUUGGAUCGGAAAGCGAUGGGUGAGGAUCUUUUCUGGGCUAUCUCCGGUGGAGGAGGAGGUAGCUUCGGAGUUGUAUUGGGAUACAAGGUCAAGCUCGUUCCUGUACCAGAAACUGUUACGGUGUUUAGAGUGGAGCAGUAUAUGGAUUCAGGAGCUGUGGAUAUGGUUUAUAAAUGGCAAUCCGUGGGUCCGAAGACAGAUCCGAGUCUGUUUAUGAGGAUGCUGAUUCAACCAGUGACGAGGAAGAAGGUGAAGACUGUGAGAGCUACAGUGGUUGCUCUGUUCUUAGGCAGAGCAGACGAAGUUGUUGCGUUGCUUGCUAAGGAGUUUCCUGAAUUGGGAUUGAAGAAGGAGAGUUGUCAGGAGAUGACUUGGAUUCAAUCUGUUUUAUGGUGGGAUAACGAUGAGAAUGCAACUAAGACUAAUCCUAAGGUGCUUCUUGAUCGGGAACUCGAUACUGCGAGUUUCGGGAAGAGGAAAUCGGAUUAUGUUGCGAGUGAGAUUCCUAGAGAUGGGAUUAAGUCUUUGUUCAAGAAGAUGAUCGAGUUGGGGAAAAUAGGGCUUGUUUUUAACCCGUAUGGUGGGAAAAUGGCUGAGGUUGCGGUUGACGCCACGCCGUUUCCGCAUCGAAAGAAGCUUUUCAAGAUUCAGUACUCUGUGAACUGGAAAGAAAACUCUGCGGCGAUAGAGAAGGGUUUCUUGAAUCAGGCUAAGGUUCUUUACAGUUUCAUGACCGGGUUUGUGAGCAAGAACCCUAGAAACGCUUACUUGAACUACCGGGAUGUAGAUAUCGGUGUGAACGAUCAUGGUGCUGAUAGUUACAAGGAAGGAGAGGUGUAUGGAAGGAAGUAUUUCGGUGAGAACUUUGAUCGAUUAGUGAAGAUUAAAACCGCGGUUGAUCCAGAGAAUUUCUUCAGGAAUGAACAGAGUAUACCUACCUUGCCUAGUAAGGCACAGUGAUAACAAAAUUGAGUUUUUUUUUUUUAUAUUAAAAAGGUUUGAUUUUGAAUAAGCCAAUAAUGUUUAGUGAUGAAGAAUAUGAUGAUUUGGAAUAUUGUAUACUAUUUAUUGUUUUCACGGAACUCUAUUUUAAGAUUCUUUGUUCCUGAUGUGAAAAGCUUUUAAAAGGGGGUUGGUGGUAUUGAUGAUAAACACAGAAAUUAUAAAACCGUUGAUUGUUGGAUGUA